AUGUUUAGAAGACUAGUACCGCGUACUGCUAGCUCUGUGCUCGUCAGGCCUACCGCACGGCUGUUCUCCGUGUCGACUGCUGCUGAGGCGGCGCACGGUGUGAAGAGGCUUGGAGUUAUUGGUGCUGGCCAGAUGGGUCUAGGAAUUGCACUCGUAGCUGCAAAGGUGGCCGAGGUGCCCGUCACGAUUAUCGACAGCAAUCCAGCGUCGAUCCAGAAGUCGCUCGGCUUUAUGAACACCCUCCUCGAAAAAGAUGUCAAAAAGUCCCGCAUCACCGCCGACGCCGCCUCCAAAAUCAAAUCCCGUAUUACAACAUCCACAGACCUCUCCGCACUACACGACUCCGACUUCAUCAUCGAAGCCGUCCCUGAAAUCCUCUCCCUCAAACUCGACAUCUUCUCCCGUCUCCCCGCUCUCGCCCCUUCUGACGCCAUCCUCGCCACCAACACCUCCAGCCUCUCAAUCACCAAGCUCGCCGCCGCCGCCGGCCCCGCCGCUGCCCACCGCGUCCUCAGCACCCACUUCAUGAACCCCGUCCCCAUCCAGUCCGGCGUCGAAAUCAUCACUGCGCUCCAAACCUCGCCCGAAACCCUCUCCCGCGCCCUCGCCUUCGUCACCGCAAUGGGCAAGACGCCCUCCACAUCCCGCGACACCCCCGGCUUCAUCGCGAACCGCAUCCUCAUGCCGUACAUCAACGAGGCGGUCAUGUGUCUCGAGACCGGCGUGGCCACGCGUGAUGAUAUUGACGGCAUUAUGAAGAACGGUACGGGAGUGCCGAUGGGCCCGCUGAUGUUGGCGGAUUUUAUCGGUUUGGAUACGUGUUUGGCGAUCAUGAAGGUGCUGGCGGAUGAGACGGGUGACUCGAAGUAUAGGCCGGCGGUGAUGCUGGGGAGGAUGGUGGAUGCCGGUUGGCUGGGAAAGAAGUCUGGGAAGGGAUUUUAUGACUAUUAG
This is a messenger RNA of Morchella importuna, 951 nucleotides long. RefSeq lists its product as uncharacterized. The transcript is spliced from 4 exons. Gene Ontology annotation, molecular function: oxidoreductase activity, acting on the CH-OH group of donors, NAD or NADP as acceptor; NAD+ binding. The coding region runs from base 1 to 951 and encodes 316 amino acids. Gene Ontology annotation, biological process: fatty acid metabolic process. The record is from RefSeq and is a predicted model, not a curated record. NCBI's taxonomy places the organism in Eukaryota, Fungi, Ascomycota, Pezizomycetes, Pezizales, Morchellaceae.